GCGGCCUGCGGGACCGGCCCGAGGGAUGCGGCGGCUCGAGGCCUCGGAAGAAAAUCCGCUCGCUUUCGCUUAGGCGAUUGCCUGAGCUAAUUUCCUCCUAGGAGUAUUGAUAUCCUCGAGAAAAACAGUUCAUAAUUACCCCAGCACUGCUGAGUGCUUCCCUCCCGCCCCUCCAGCUCUCCCUCCUGCCUGUGUCGUUGACCUUUUCCUGGAUACAAUCGCUAAAGAGAGAGGGAAAACUGUAAUGCUUUGAUUUACUUUUCAGCUCCUAUACGACAUAGCAGCCAUGGGAAAAGAAUGUUUAUUAUCAAGGCAACAAGUUUUUAUGACUCUCGAUUUCUGAACUUACUGAGAUUCUAUAUAUUUUUGACUGGGAUACCCGCAGUAGUGUUUGUAACUUAUGUGAACAUCUUCAUUGGUGAAGCUGAACUUGCAGAGAUUCCUGAAGGUUAUGUUCCAGAGUAUUGGGAAUACUACAAACACCCUAUAAGUCGUUGGAUAGCUCGUUACCUUCUUGACCCCCCUGAAAAAAAUUAUGAGAAAGCCAUGGCUCUGCUUGAUGUUGAAGCAAAGAAAACUGAGCUGAGGCUGAUGGAGAUGGAGGCGCGCAGACUGAUGAGAGCAAGGGGAGAUGGACCUUGGUAUCAUUAUGAAACACCAGAUAAAAAUCUUACUGACAAUUCUAUGAAAGCCACACCUGACAAUUAAGCAGUCCUAAGACAGUAUGCAAGGUUUUAAAUGCAUACUAACAAGUUGUGACUGAAUUAUGCAUAUACAUCCCGCUGUUCACUGAAUUAAACUUGAAAAAUCA
Messenger RNA from Rhea pennata, 811 nucleotides. RefSeq names its product NADH:ubiquinone oxidoreductase subunit B5 (gene NDUFB5). Lineage: Eukaryota; Metazoa; Chordata; Aves; Rheiformes; Rheidae. The transcript is spliced from 5 exons. The record is from RefSeq and is a predicted model, not a curated record. Bases 298 to 708 code for a protein of 136 amino acids.